AUGUUUCAGCAACUCCCGGUCUCUGUCAAGAGACCACGCCAACAUCCUCCCACAAUGGUCUCAUCCCAGCGAGGAAGCCCUCCGUCAUACCCAAGAUUGCAUCUGCUGAAAAUGCCACUCGAGGUCCGCCUCAAGAUCUUCCACGAGCUGUGGGAAGACCGAGACUUUGACCUGCUCAUGGUCAUCAAGGACUACGAAGACAGACACAGCAACAACAACCCCAUCACCCUCGCAUCCAUCCACUUUAUCCACUUCAACAGGCGCCCCAAAGUCCACUGGCACAACAAGAAGAUUCCCUGGGACAGAUACGCCGCGUGCCUCAGCAGCAUUGAGCUCCUCUGGUUCAACCGGCGGCUACACGGAGGCACGCGCAGCAACCGCAACUACUUCACCGUCUUCAAUCUGAUGAUAUCCUGCAGACAGCUCUGGGAAGAAGGGAGCCUAGCCUACUGGCGCCAGAAGCGCCUCCAGAUCGCCAUCACGAAGGAGUUUGGCGAGAUUCCCCGUGGAGACGAAGACAUCUUUGCCAUGGCUCAGUCUACAGACAGCGUCCUGUUUGGCGGGAGCAUUGGAAAGAGUGUCAGGAUCUUGACGCUGAGGUUUGACGACAAGGUGUUGAAUUGCCGGGUCACGCGUUGCGAUACUGUGCCCGGGGUGACGACCUGUGCUCAACACUCUGAUGAGACGUUUAUGCCGAAGCUGCAAUGGGCUCAUGAUACAAUCAUGAAGGCUCUCGGGCUGUUCACAAGCGUGACGUGCCUGGAACUGCUCAUCGAAAACGAGCGCGUCUACAAACUAUACGACGGCAUGGGCACGUUCGGCGAGAUACUCAAGUACGUCAAAGGAGAGCGGCCGCUGAUCAAGGUGGUUCGCAUCAAGGGCGGCCCAUGCGCAGAGCUGGUCAAGCAAUGGAAUCUCGAGCUCGACGCAUCCGUUUCUGGGGUUGCCUGGUCGAUGAACCCCUGUGUUCCGACUUGCAAGGACAAGAAGUAUAGUGGUCAUGCUGACAAGUUUGAUGCGACGCCGCGGGAAGUCGAUCAGCGGCCUGAUUUUGCUUGA
Trichoderma citrinoviride is the source of this 1059-nucleotide messenger RNA. RefSeq lists its product as hypothetical. The record is from RefSeq and is a predicted model, not a curated record. Bases 1 to 1059 code for a protein of 352 amino acids. The transcript has a single exon. NCBI's taxonomy places the organism in Eukaryota, Fungi, Ascomycota, Sordariomycetes, Hypocreales, Hypocreaceae.